Rhizopus microsporus ATCC 52813 is the source of this 716-nucleotide messenger RNA. RefSeq lists its product as uncharacterized. NCBI's taxonomy places the organism in Eukaryota, Fungi, Mucoromycota, Mucoromycetes, Mucorales, Rhizopodaceae. Bases 13 to 558 code for a protein of 181 amino acids. The record is from RefSeq and is a predicted model, not a curated record. The transcript has 2 exons.
UUCUAAUCUAAAAUGUUCAAACGUGUUCGAAAGGAAUUAGCCAAGCAGCAUAUUGAAGAGAACGAAUUUGAUCCUAAUGAUGAGGAAGAGAAGCUUGCUGGUGUAUUCUCAGAUACAGAUACAGAUUCAGAUAGUGACAAUUCGGACGAUGAAGAGACAAGGCGGCAAAAGAAGAAGGCUCGUAAAGCAUUAAUUGCAGCCAUUAAUGCAGGCGCAGAAUCCUCUUCAGAAGAAGAAGAAGAAGAAGAAGAAAAGGAUGGACAAACGAUCGAGACAUAUACCUGUAAUAUUUGUCCUGAUAAACAACUAAAGAAUGAAAAACAAGUUGAAGUCCAUUUACAAAGUCGACAACAUCGUCGACGCGAAAGAUACCUAAUCAAAACCGGACAGUUACCAUCCGAUGAACAGGUGCCUGAAGCAAACAAGGAGCCAAGUCCAGAAGAAAAAGAACAGAGGAAAAAAGCAAAAUUAGAAAAGGAAAAGAAGAGAAGAAAGGCGCUAAAGAAAGCGAGAUAUCUUAAAAAAAAAUCAGCUCAAGAACAAAAGGACACCCAAUAGAUGUAAAAUAAAAAAGUGUAUAAUCAGAAGAGAAGGAGAGCCUUCUGUCUAUGUAGAACCCAAGUAUUACGAAACAGGAUUUAAUUUAGUAAAAAGAGGGGAGGGAGCAUUUAAAGUUGGUAAUACAAAUAGCCCAUUUAACUAGAAGACUAAUGAAU